AUGGCGGAGAUGACACUUCGCUACCUCAUCGACGACACGGCUUCUAGCCAAGGUCCGCCGCGACGAAUUAGCUGCGACGAGCUUGUACCGAUUAUGGUUGAUAAUGGCCUUCAGCCCACACUACCCAAUACUGUCCGGACAGUGCCUCUCCCGGUCGCAUGCGCCGCUUUCGUCCGAAUGGCUGCUCGCGAAAAACGCGCAAGUCGACUCCGCACUCGGAUAUUUGAGCAGCUUUCUAGCGUGAUCACGCAUAGCCUCUUUGACAUGAGCUACGAGGGAGAUUACAUGGAGUUUCCGCCGAAUGACUAG
This is a messenger RNA of Lasiosphaeria miniovina, 309 nucleotides long. RefSeq lists its product as uncharacterized. The transcript is spliced from 2 exons. The record is from RefSeq and is a predicted model, not a curated record. NCBI's taxonomy places the organism in Eukaryota, Fungi, Ascomycota, Sordariomycetes, Sordariales, Lasiosphaeriaceae. The coding region runs from base 1 to 309 and encodes 102 amino acids.